Molecule: messenger RNA, 2213 nt
Organism: Grus americana (Whooping crane)
Lineage: Eukaryota; Metazoa; Chordata; Aves; Gruiformes; Gruidae
Gene: MADCAM1
Product: mucosal vascular addressin cell adhesion molecule 1
Exons: 5
Coding region: 118-1563 (481 amino acids)
Biological process (GO): integrin-mediated signaling pathway; heterotypic cell-cell adhesion; positive regulation of lymphocyte migration
Cellular component (GO): membrane
Molecular function (GO): integrin binding involved in cell-matrix adhesion
Source: RefSeq, a predicted model, not a curated record
CUUAAGAAGGGCUGAGGACGGAGCUGGCAGCCAGAAGGAGACAGCCCGGCCAGCGGCAUUCACUCUCUGGAAGGAGGGAAGGAAGGAAGGAAAACCAGUCCUCGCUGCUGCCCUGCCAUGCUGCUGGCUCUGUGGGUGAUGGAGCCGGCUCCUCUCUUCCUCCUCCUCCUCAGCGUGCUGUGGGGCUGCAGCGGGCGACCCGCUGACAAGCUGUCGGUGAUGCCGCAGGAGCCGGUGGUGCGGUACGGGGGCUCGGUGCAGCUGAACUGCUCCCUGGCCUGCACGGGGGGCACGGUGCAGUGGAAGGGGCUGGACACCAACCCGGGGAUCAUCACCUCCUUCCCCACCCACAGCGUCCUGCACAUCAGCAGCGCCGUGGUCGCCAUGGAGGGCACCAAGAUCUGCCUGGGGACCUGCCACGGGCAGCACUACCAGCACUCUGUCUACCUGUGGGUCUACGCCCUCCCAGACACGCUGCAGCUGGAGGCAGAGCCCCGUGCCCUGGAGCCGGGGCAGCCUACGCGCCUGCGCUGCUCGGCCCGGCGAGUGUACCCGCUCAUAGGGCUGGUGCUCACCUGGUACCGAGGGGACCAAGCGCUGGGAGAGGCAGACUUCGAUGACACGGAGACGGACGAGCAGCUGUUCAACAUUGUGUCCACGCUGCCAGUGGCCGGGGAGGAGGUGGGAGAAGGAGUGGAGUUCAGGUGCGAGGUGACGCUGAGAGUGGGACAGGAGACCUUCACCCGAGUGGCAUCUAUGGUGGCAAGCGCUGGGGGUGGGAUGGAGCAGCCAGUGGCCAUGGCCACCUCCACAGUGGCGGCUACAACAGGGAGCCCCAGCACAGCCGGGCCUGCGACCACCACAGCGCUGUCCCCAGAGCCGAGUGUCCCCACACGCAAUCCCAGCACAGCCCUGACCACCACGCCGCGGGAGCCCGAUGCUGAAACCAUCCUGGAGCUGGCUGCUGCCACUGACCCCCCCUCCACAGAGCGCCCUGCUUUCCGGGACCUCAUCGCAGCCAGUCCCACGGCACAUCUGGCCACCACCAUGCUCCCUGGCCCCGGCACCACGAGACCCCCGGCUGAGGUGCAGGGGAUGCCUGUGGACAGCAUCACCUUGGAAUCUCUCCCAGCGAAGAAUGGGACAGGGCUGUCCGUGGGGACAGUGUCCGACUGCAGCCUGCAGAUCUGGUCGCUGCCUCCCAACGGGACGCGAGGCAGGGCCCUGCGCAUUGUGUGCCACGCGCGGUGCGCUGGGAACACCACCGUGCGCUGGCUGCGGACCCCCGUGGCCCUCUCGCAGUACCGGGAGGAGGUGGCGGGCAGCAGCUCUGCGCUGCAGCUGGACCAUGCCGAGCCCCGGCACCAGGGCCAUUACCAGUGCGUCCUGCUCGGCCACCGCUCCCAGGUGGUCAGUCUGCAGCUGACGGUCUUGGAUGAUUCAUUCAGCGCGGGCCCUGCCAUCGCCAUGGGGACAAUGGUCUCGCUGUUGGGACUGAUCCUGGCCGGCAUAGUGUCACGUUGCCUGUGGAAACGAUUCAGAUCUCAGUACGAGCUGCCGUAGCAGUGGGAGCUGCCUAGAGGUGCCCAGAGCCUUCCGGACCAGUCAUUGUUGUCACCCUUUCUGCUGCUGCCUGGGACAACAAGCAGCUGAUGGAGCCUGACUGAGCUGCCGGGGUGUGGGGUGCUGGGGAGAAGAGCAGCCCCCGCCCCAGGACAAGCGCUCUGGACCCAGAGCCCUCCGAGCUGCCACUGCUUUUCAAAGCUUUGUCUGUGCCCGAGGCCCGGGAGGCUGAGGGGGCUGUGAGGGACAAGGCUGCCCUGCGGCCUCCGAGCGCUGGGAACCGCUCCGCUCCCAGGCGCAUGGCCUGCUGCUCGGCGGGGCCCACGCUCGGUCCUGCGGGGCGGGAGAGGCUCGGGGCCACGGGGACGCCCCGGCAGGGCAGCCUGAGGGGAGAGGAGCAGAGGGGCCCGCGGUGGUGGGGGACCGGGACGCUCCCGGCGCUGGAUCGCGCUGGGUCGGUGCUGAGCACUGGGGUGGGGGAUGGCCCUUGGGGGCUCCUGGUGCCCACACGGAUGGGUGAGAGAGCGAUAGAGGGGGCAGAAGCAGCCCGGGGUGGGGGGGUGGGUACAUCCCCUGGGCGCGGGGGGAGAGCGGGGCCUUGGUGGGCGAGGCGGGAUGGGGCGCUCCAGUAAAGGAUCGUUUCAUUCGAA